AUGGCGUCGUGUACCCUGCACACGCUUCUCGGGGCCUGCGGCCUCCCGCAGCACUACGCGAAGCUCCACGCCGAGGAGGUGGACGUCGACUUGCUGCGCGACGACAUCCUGACCUUGGACGACCUCGCCGGCCUGAUCCCGCGCGCCGACGCCGAGAAGAUCCUCGGGGCGGCGCGCGGCGGCGCGGCGCAGCCCCGCGCGGCGGACGGGCCGCCGCGGGACGCCGCGGCCGACGCGGCGCCGCGGGACGCCGCGGCGGACGGGCCGCCGGACUCCUGGGAAGACCUGAUCCCGCGCGCCGACGCCGAGAAGGUCCUCGCGACGGCGCGCGGCGCCGCCGAGGACGACGAGCCGCCGGACAGCUUCGUCUGCCCCAUCUCCUACGAGGUCAUGCGCGACCCCGUCACGGCCGCGGACGGCACGACCUACGACCGCGCGUUCAUCGCGGCUUGGCUGUCGAAGCACGACACGAGCCCCGCGACGAACCUCGUCCUCGAGUCCAAGAUCCUCGUGCCCGACGACGCGCUCCGCGCCGCGAUCCGCGCGGACCCGCGCUACGCGGCCCUCGCGCCGUCCCGGCCGCCGGGCGCGCCGCCGCCGCCGCCGCCGCGCCCGGAAGCGCGGGUCGCGCCGCGCGCCGCGCCGCCGCGCGUCGAGGCGCCGCCGCGCGCCGCGCCGCCGGCGCCGCGCCGCGACGCGCCGGCGCCGCGCCUCGACCGCCGCGCGGGCAUGGUGAAAUCUUUCGACAAGGUCUACGGCUUCAUCGCCGAGGACGCCGGCGGCGAGAUGUUCGUCCACAUCGCGGACGUCCGCGGCCGCCGCGAGCUCAAGCGCGGCGACCGCGUGACCUACAGCGUGGCGCCCUUCCGCGGCCGCCCCAAGGCCGUGAACGUCGAGGUCGCGCCGGCCGCCGAACCGCGCCGCGCCGCGCCGCCGCGGAGCCCCGUCAAGCCCGGCGCUCGCGAGGCGGGCUCCGUCGUCUCCUUCAACGCCUCCUUCGGCUUCAUCAAGCCCGUCGACGGGGGCCCGGUCGUCUUCUUCCACCGCGACGACCUGCGCGACGACCUCCACGCGCGCGGCCUCGAGCCCGACGACUUCGUCUCCUUCCGCUGGGGCGUCGACCACCGGCCCGCGGACCGCGUCGGCGCGUCGCUGAUGGAGAGCUUCGCGCCCGAGCAAUCGGUGAGCGCCAUGGCGUCGAAGCCGACCCACACGAAGACGCAGCACCGGCCCGCGGACCGCGUCGGCGCGUCGCUGCCGCCGCGCGUCUCCGGCGAGGCGCUGGGCGAGGUCGAGGUCGCCGUGUCCGAGUGCCGCGGCGCCGAGGCCCUGUCGCUGGUGCUGCGCUGGUGGGGCGAGGGCGACGCGCCGCAGGCGGGCGUCGUCUUCGAGGCGAGCCGGAAGAACCCGCGGCGCGGCGAGAACUCGUGCCUCUUCCCCGUGCGCGUCGACGAGCACGGCCUCGGCCGGUACCUCCGCGACGCGCGGCUCUUGCGCUUCGACGUCGUCGCGCACGGCCGCGUCGUCGGCGCGCUCAAGGUGCCCCUCACGAAGGCGCCCCUGGGCCGCGUGCCCGGCGACGGCGAGCUGGGCCUCGUCGACGCGCGCUUCUCCGCCGUGUCGAACCCGCCGAAGACGACGAGCCAUUCGGCGGCGCCGCGCAAGGUGCUCGGCUCCGCGCGCGUGCGCCUCGUCGUCCGCAUGCGGUCCAAGAGCCGCGUGCGGUCGGCGCUGAAGCCCCGGGGCGCCCUCGUGGGCUCCUUCGACGGGCCCGCGGCCGCGGCCGCGGGGCCGCCGCGCGAAACCGCCGCGAGGAAGCCCGCCGCGCUCGCGUCGACGAUCCCCAAGGUCGGCCUCAAGUCCAAGUUCUACAAGGACCCGGAGGCGACGGGCGUCGCCCUGCCCGUCGGCACGGCGGGCACGCUCGGCGCCGCGAAGCGCCGGAAAAAGCCGCCGCUCGCCGCGACGUACCGACAGCCAAAACCGACGGCGAACCCCUGGGGCCCCGGGUCGGACGACGACGACGAGCCGGACGCGGCGGCGGCGACGGCGGAAGUCGCGCCGCCCGUCGAUGAAGUGGAGCGCUUCGUCGAGGGCGACAUGACCGCGCCGCCGCCGCGCGAGGCGGCCGAGGACGACGCGCACGCGCGGUGGACCGUCGAGGACGACGCGGCGGAGGAGCGCGAGGAGGCCGUGCUCGAGGGCCUGCUGCGCCGCGGCGAGGCGCUGCGGGAGCAGAUCGCGCGCGCGGAGUACUCGACGCCGUCGCGCGGCGACGACGCGGUCGCGGCGUUCGUGGACGCGGAACUGGACGCGGCGACGCGGCCGCCGCCGACGAGACCGCCGCCGCCCGAGAGCGAGUCGGAGCUUUCGGACGACGAGGACCGCGACGAGGGCCGGGCCUUCGCCACGGCGCCGGCGACGCGCGCGACGGGGGGCAUGGUCGCGCUGCAAAGACGGGCCGCGAGCCUCGCUUCCGAGCUCGACGACACGGCGCUGCUCGCGCACGCGGACGACGACAUCGUCGAGCAGCUGCUCCAGGACCCGGACCUGAACCCGCGGGAGGCGCGCGCCGCCGACGAGGCGCCGGCGCCGGCCGCGCCGCCGCCGCCGGCCCGGCGCGAGCCCGAGGCGCCCGUCGCCGCCGCGGCCGCCGCGCCGGCGCCGCCGGACCCGCGCGCGCUGCGCUGCUUGCUGCGCGUCCGGGGCCUGCGCCUGGACCGGGGCACGGCGGCGACCUGCGGCCGGGCGCGCGUCGCGCACCGCUGGUCGCUGCCGAACGCGCCGGAGCGGCCGCCGCGGCGCGACGGCAAGUUCGGGUCGCGGCCCGCCGACGGCGCCCGCGGCGCCUACGCGCUGGGCCCCUACGACUGCGCGGCGCCCUUCGCCGUCGACGACGCCUUCCGCGUCGGCCGCGCCGUCCAGGUCGUCGAGGUCUGGGCCGAGGCGCCCGACGGCGCGUCGGAGCGGUUGAUCGGCCUGGCGAAGCUCCGGGGGGAAGAGCUCGCGGCCGCGCUGGACCGCGAGCGGCGCCGCGUGGUCCGCGCCCAGCGCCUCUUCGACGUCGCCGCGGGCGCCGACGCGCGCCUCGACGAGUGGCUCCUCGACGGCGGCCGCGCGGUCGUCGCGGACUUUACCGCGGCGUUGGUCGACCCGCUGUCGCAGCUGCGCCGCGGCGCCGUCGACGCGACGCUGGCGCUGGGCACGCCGAGCCAGCUCGCGGCCCUCGAGGACGCGCGGGCCUUCGACAAGGCGGCGAAGAUCCAGUCCCUGCUGCGCGCGCGCGCCGCGCGGCGCCGGCCGGCGCCGCCGCCGCCGCCGCCGCCGGCGCCGCCCGCCGCGCCCGCGGGCGCGCCCCUCGCGGCCUUCGUCGACGCGCUCGACGACGCGGGGCUCCUCGACGACGACGUCUCGGCGCUGUCCAACUACGACGGCGCGGCGCCCGACGACGGCGCCAUCGCUUACGAGGACCCCGCGGACGUCGCCUUCGGCGCCGCGGCGGUGCGCCACGUGCUCGAGGUCGCCGCCGUCGGGCCCUGCCGCCUGCCCGGCGCGCGCGGCGGCGCCACCGUGUCCUACGCCGUCCUCGGCGGCGAGCCCGCGAGCCUCUGGUGGGACGGCGACAGCCCGCGGCUCAACUCGCGCAGCCGCCACGACUUCGAGACGACGUCCUCCGCCGCCGCGCCCGCGGCCGCGGCGGCGCUGCUCCGGGGCCGCGGCGGCGUCGCGUUCACGGUGGCGCCCGACGGCGGCGGCGCGGCCUUCGAGGCCGUGCUCGCGGUCCGCGACGUGAAGCGGCUUGUCGCGGCGGCCGCCGCGCGCGAAGUCGUGAGAAUACCGCUCGCGGACGCGUCCGGCCUCCGCGGCGGCGACCUCGCGCUGGCCGUCGCCUACCGCCGCGAGCCCGCGGGGGUGCUGCGGACCCGCGCGCGGCGCGCGGCGCCGCCCGCGGAGCGGCUCGCGGUGAGGAUCGGCGAGCUGCGGGGCCUGGGGGGCGUGCUCCGCGCGUGGCGCGCGCAGGGCGCGGGCUCCGGCACGUUCCCCCUGGCCGAGCGGCCCGAGCGGGGCGUGUCCUUCGUCGCCGAGGUCGAGGCCGUGCUCGUCUUCGGCGACGGGGGCGCGCUCGAGUUCCGGUCGAAGCCCUUCGCGUUCGUGGCGGAGGACCGCCACGACGACGCGCCCGGGGACCUCGUCGACGAGGUCGUGGCCCUCCGCGCGGGCCGCACCCCCGUGCGGCUCGACGUCGUGCUGCGGCUCCUGGACGUGCGCGUGGGCGACGCGGGCACCGCGGCCGUCGACGGGCCGCUCGGCGUGCCGCUGGCGCGGUGCUCCGCGCCGCUCGCCGUCGACGAGCGCGACGUCGGCGGCUGGCUCGCGCUCAAGCCCGACGUCGACGACGCGGCCGGCGACGACGUCUUCUCCGUGACCAACGGGGCCGUGCACGUGACCUGCGCGCUCGCGUCCGCCGCCGCGGCGGUUCCGCCGCCGAGGCGGCCCGCGACGCGCGACGCCGCGACGGCCGUCGCCGAGUCCCUGGAGCUGCCGCCGGCGGGCGACGCGCGGCCCCUCCUCCGCGCCGCCGCCGCCGCGCCGCCGCCGGCGCCGCCGCGGUCCGUCGCCGCGGCCGCGCCGCGCGGAGGACUGGCGCUCCUCACGGUCGUCGUCGACGCCGCGGAGCGGCUGUCCGUGCCGCCCUUCCGGCCCGAGACGCCGACGGAGGACUGGCGCUGGUCCGUGUCCUGGCGGUCUUUAGACGGGCGCCACGCCGGCGACACGGCGCCGGCCGCCGGGGCGCUCCGGCCCGACGGUUUGUUCGCCGUGGCGUGGGCCGCGGAGUUCGCCGCGGAGCUGCCCGUCGCCGCGCUCCGCGACGGCGCGCUGGCCUUCGACGUGCUCGUGCGCGCGAAGCACGCGCCGAACGCCGCGAAGCUCGGGUCCGUGACCGUGGAUCUGGGGCUGCUCGCGUGCGGCAUGACGCGGCUCGACGGCAGCUACCAGUUGUCCGACGACUUCCGGCGCGACCGCGGCGCGCUGCGCCUGAAGAUCGGCGCGGCCGCCGGCGCCCCGGAGAUCGCGGGCGCGCGGUUCGUCGCCGCGCCGCGCGCGGCGCCCGUCGUCGCGGCCGCGCGGCCGGACCCGCCGCGGCUGGCGGCGCCCGGUCCCUGCGUCGCCGAGGUCGAGGACGCGGUCGUCUUCGUGCCGGCGCCCGAGGGGCCCGAGAGCCCGGGCCGCCGGCGCGAGGGUGUUCGCGCGGACCACCUCGAGGCGCGCGCGCGCGCGCUCGACGCGGGCGGCGUGUCGUUGGCGGACCUCGCGGGCGUCGUCGCGGGGUUGGACGCCGUCGGCGCGCACCUCCGCCGGCUCGGGGGCGACGCGCCGCCGGCGGCGCCCCGCGGGCCGCCGCCGCCCGUCGUGUCCCUGGCGGACCUCGCGCCGCCGCCGCGGCGCCGGCCGCCGUUCUCGCCCGUCGGCGCGCGGGAAGGCGCGGCCGCCCCGCCCGUCGGCGCGGGGAGCGCCGCCGCGGACGCCGAGGACGCGGCCGCGACGGCCUGGGCCGCGGCGUCCGACGCCGCCCGGGCCGCCGCCGACGCGGCGGCGUCCGCCGCCGCGCGCGACGCCGCCGCGGAGCUCCGGCGGGACGCGGAGCGCCUCGCGGACGAGCUGCGCCACGACAGGGACCGCGCGGCCGAGCGGCUCGCCGCGGAGCGCGCGGCGUCCGCCGCGGCGCAGGCCGCGGCCGCGCGCGAGGCGCGGGCCCUCGUCGAGGCCGAGCGCGCGGCGCUCCGGCGCGAGCUCGACGAGGCCCGGGCCGCCGCGGCCGCGCGCGACGCGGACCGCGACCGCGCGGCCGCGGCCGCCGCCGCGGACGCGGCCGCGCGCCACCUCGGCGCCCUCGCCGCCGACGCCGCGGAGCACGCCGCGGCGGCCGCCGCCGCGGACCGCGACCGCGCGCUGCGCGACGCCGAGGACGCGGCCCUCAAAGCCGCGGCGGAGCUCCGCGCCGCGGCGGCCGCGGUGCCCGAGCCCGCGGGCCGCCCGAGCGACGCCGCCGAGGGCCUCCCCAGCGGCCUCCCGAGCCUCGCCGCGCGGCCCGCCGCGACGGGCCUCCGCGCGUCGACGUCGUCCUCGGACGCCGUCUCGACGUCCGACGCGUCCGGCCGGACCGCGCCGCGCCGCGCGGCCUUCGCGACCGCGGAGACGGAGCGCAUCGCGCGCAUCAUGCGGGGGGGCUGGGCCGCCCCCGGGUAA
Molecule: messenger RNA, 6249 nt
Organism: Aureococcus anophagefferens
Lineage: Eukaryota; Pelagophyceae; Pelagomonadales; Pelagomonadaceae
Exons: 2
Coding region: 1-6249 (2082 amino acids)
Biological process (GO): protein ubiquitination
Molecular function (GO): nucleic acid binding; ubiquitin-protein transferase activity
Source: RefSeq, a predicted model, not a curated record